Messenger RNA from Myotis lucifugus (little brown bat), 1791 nucleotides. RefSeq names its product trehalase (gene TREH). Gene Ontology annotation, molecular function: alpha,alpha-trehalase activity. The record is from RefSeq and is a predicted model, not a curated record. Gene Ontology annotation, biological process: trehalose catabolic process. NCBI's taxonomy places the organism in Eukaryota, Metazoa, Chordata, Mammalia, Chiroptera, Vespertilionidae.
AUGACGUGGCCUGACCCGCCCCUCCCCGACUCUCUCUGCAGCCAGAUUUACUGCCACGGGGAGCUCCUGCACCAGGUGCAGAUGGCCAAGCUCUACCAGGACGACAAGCAGUUCGUGGACAUGCCGCUGUCCUCCGCUCCAGACCAGGUCCUGCAGCACUUCCGCACGCUGGCCAGCGCCCACAACCACAGCGUCCCCAGGCCGCAGCUGCAGGCCUUCCUCCAAGAGCACUUCCAGGCCGCGGGGCAGGAGCUGCAGCCCUGGGUCCCUGAGGACUGGAAAGACAGCCCCCGAUUCCUAGAGAAGAUCGCGGACUCCAAGCUGCGCCCCUGGGCCGGGCAGCUGCACCAGCUCUGGAAGAAGCUGGGAAAGAAGGUGAGGCCAGAGGUCCUCAGCCAGCCCGAGCGCUUCUCUCUGAUCUACUCGCAACACCCUUUCAUCGUGCCCGGCGGGCGCUUCCGCGAGUUCUACUACUGGGACUCCUACUGGGUGAUGGAGGGGCUGCUCCUGUCGGAGAUGGCGGGGACGGUGCGGGGCAUGCUGCAGAACUUCCUGGACCUGGUGCAGACCUACGGGCACGUUCCCAACGGGGCCCGCGUGUACUACCUGCAGCGCAGCCAGCCGCCGCUCCUGACGCUCAUGAUGGCCCGCUAUGUGGCUCACACCAACGACACCGCCUUCCUCCGGGACAACAUCGGGACCCUGGCCUUGGAGUUGGACUUCUGGGCUGAGAAGAGGAAUGUUUCUGUGAGCUUGGGGGGGAAGAGCUACGUCCUGAAUCGCUACCACGUCCCUUACGGGGGACCAGGGAGGGCUGGGGGCUGGGGCCUGGGGGCCUGCCGCUGGGUCAGGCCCGUCCUCUGUCCUCUGUCCCCCCUCACAGCGGCCCGGGAGGCUCUGUGGGCUGAGCUCAAGGCGGGGGCGGAGUCUGGCUGGGACUUCUCUUCACGCUGGCUCAUCGGGAGCCCGGACCCCAGCUCGCUCAGCAGCAUCCGGACCAGCAAGCUGGUGCCUGUGGACCUCAACGCCUUCCUGUGCCAGGCGGAGGGGCUGAUGAGCAGCUUCCACGCCAGCCUGGGGAAUGAGGCUGAAGCCACAAAGUACAGAAACCUGCGGGCCCGGCGCCUGGCCGCCCUGGAGGCCGUCCUGUGGGACCAGGAGAAAGGGGCCUGGUUUGACUAUGACCUCGAACAUGGAAAGAAGAACCACGAGUUUUACCCGACCAACCUGGCUCCUCUCUGGGCCGGCUGCUUCUCUGACCCCACCAUGGCGGACCAGGCCCUCAAGUACCUGGAGGACAGCCAGAUCCUUACCUACCAGCACGGAGUCCCGACCUCGCUCCGGAAGACGGGCCAGCAGUGGGACUACCCCAACGCCUGGGCUCCCCUGCAGGACCUGGUCAUCAGAGGUCUGGCCAGGUCUCCUUCACCCAGGACCCAGGAGGUGGCUUUCCAGCUGGCGCAGAAUUGGAUCCAAACCAACUUCCGUGUCUACUCCCAGACGUCAGCCAUGUACGAGAAGUAUGACAUCAGCAGCGGUGGACAGCCAGGUGGCGGAGGGGAGUAUGAAGUCCAGGAGGGGUUCGGCUGGACCAAUGGCGUGGUCUUGAUGCUCCUGGACCACUACGGCGACCGGCUGAGCUCUGCGGCCCAGACAGCUUUCCUGGAGCCCCUCUGCCUCGCAGCUGCCCUUCUGCUCAGCCUCCUGCUGCGGUGACGGCCCUGCCCCGUCGGCCUCAGCUCCUCCUCCGGCUCUAGCUCCCGCCUCAUUAAACGUGUGCAGGCGUCCCUG